Messenger RNA from Oncorhynchus mykiss (rainbow trout), 5501 nucleotides. The record is from RefSeq and is a predicted model, not a curated record. Lineage: Eukaryota; Metazoa; Chordata; Actinopteri; Salmoniformes; Salmonidae.
GAUUCAGACCUUUGUGUGUAUUUAUUUAUUUAAUAUUUCAGUUGCGUGCGUGCCUAAGAGGUGACGGGUGUUUUGGAAGUCCGCCUGCAAUCGGAAUCAGAAUAGUAAGACUGGUGUCGCGUUCCUUUUGAGUUAUGAUUGGCCAUAGAAUUGCCUAUUUAAAUAUUUGGCUAUUCCUUCUCAAGCUCAACAAGUUAUUCCGGUUGGAACAGUUCUUCGUGGAUAUAAUUCAUUCAAGUGCACUUAAUUUCCUUGCAUGGUUUGAUUAAUCAAGAUUCGUUAAAAACAUGUAAAUGAAACGAAGGUUUUGUUCAUCGUAAAUUAAUAGGAUGGGCUCCAAAGAUGUCGCUGUAACGGUCCAAGGAUGUCAUUGGGAGUGACUGGAGAAGUGGAAGAGGAGGGGAAACGCGUCUGAAAUAGCAGAACAUUUAUCCGGGCGGAUUUGCAGACGUCACAUAUUCUGCACUUGCCCAGGUAGCCAACCACCCAAAACUACCACCUCUCAUCCACUGUCAAGAUGAACUCUUACAGAAUACUACCAUGUGUCGAUGAGAGCAAGAAGGAGACAUAUCCUUGACAACCAGAGAGGGAGGGUCAAAGAGCGACCUGCGUCAUUAUCCCUGAGAGAGAGACCAGGAAUUAGGUGCCAAUAUGCCUGUUGUGGAAACGCUGAGGACGGCAGUAGAAAGGAGAAGGUGGGCCUCAGGCCAGGAGAACAAGGGAGGAUGGAGAGUUCUCCAUGAAGAAAAGCGAGCUGGGGAAAGGAGGAGAUAAGAGAAAGCACUGCCAGCAUAUUUUUGGAGUGACAAAUCUAUUGUUUUUACAUGGCAAACACCCAGAGGUGGGGUUAGGAUGCACAGAUCAGUGGAGAGGAGACAGAUCACUACAAUCUCCAUUGGAGAUUAUAAAAACUUGAGGUCAACUAUUUAAUCACCACCAUUCUCUUUCCCCUGACUGUCUUAGCUAGUAGCCUGUUAUUAGGCUCCUAGUUGAACAUUGACAGGACAUAUUGUCCCGUUUUGACAAUCUGUUUCCAGCGUGAGAGUGACAGAUUAUAUUGAUCUCCCUUUGUCCCCCUUCUCCCUGGUUAGGGGAUGGAUGGGGUGGCGGGAGGUGUUGGGCCCCCUGGCGGGGGUGAGGGUCGGCCGGGUCGUAGUGGAGGAGACUCUAAAAGGCGCAGUAAGGGCAGCCUGCCCUCCCCAGGGUACCGCCUCUCCCAGGCAUCGCUGGAGGGUGACAGGUCAGGGGUCGAGGGUUCCGGUUCCGGAGGGGGGCGACGGCGCCUCUCCAUCUUGAGUGCCACCAGAGACGUCCUCCCCUUCCAUUCAGCUGGCACUCCGACCACCCCUGUCCCCCUGCCCCCUCCUCCAGCCCCCUUCUCCUCCGCCCAGCAGCGUUCUGUUGGCUUUUCCUCGUCACGCGCCGCCCUUGCCUCCACUUCCUCCUCCACCGGCACCGGAGUGGUCGUCGUAGCGUUGGGCCCGGAAACCACGACAACCACGGCUUGUAACACCGUGGCGGGCACGCCGGAGAUGGGGAGUCUGUCUGGGACAGGGGGCAUGGGGGGGUUUGGGAUGGGUCUAGACGGGGAGGACUACAGCUACUCCAACCAGUCCACCUUCAUCCAGAGACAGUUUGGAGCCAUGCUGCAGCCGGGGGUCAACAAGUUCAGCCUGCGCAUGUUUGGGUCCCACAAGGCCGUGGCCAUGGAGCAGGAGAGACUCAAAUCAGCAGGGGAGUGGAUCAUACACCCCUACAGCGACUUCAGGUUCUACUGGGAUCUGAUCAUGUUGUGUUUGAUGAUGGGGAACCUGAUCAUCCUGCCAGUAGGAAUCACCUUCUUUAAGGAUGAGAACACUCCUCCCUGGAUCAUCUUCAACGUGGUCUCUGAUACUCUCUUCCUGGUUGACCUGGUCCUCAACUUCAGGACCGGUAUCGUCAAGGAGGACAGCACUGAGAUACUGCUAGACCCCAAGGCUAUCCGUCAGCGCUACCUAAAGAGCUGGUUUGCGGUGGACUUUGUGUCGUCCAUCCCUGUGGACUACAUCUUCCUGAUGGUGGACUUGGAGGCCCGGCUGGACUCAGAGGUUUACAGGACGGCCAGGGCCCUCCGCAUCGUACGCUUCACCAAGAUCCUCAGCCUGCUACGCCUGCUGCGCCUGUCACGACUCAUACGCUACAUCCACCAGUGGGAGGAGAUCUUCCAUAUGACCUAUGACCUGGCUAGUGCCAUGGUGAGGAUAGUCAACCUGAUAGGCAUGAUGCUGCUGCUGUGCCACUGGGACGGAUGUCUACAGUUCCUGGUUCCCAUGCUGCAGGACUUCCCCCUGGACUGCUGGGUCUCCAAGAAUAACAUGGUGAAUGAUACGUGGGGGAUCCAGUACUCCUAUGCACUUUUCAAGGCGAUGAGCCACAUGUUGUGUAUUGGCUACGGUGCCCAGGCUCCAGAGGGCAUGACAGACGUGUGGCUCACCAUGCUCAGUAUGAUCAUUGGUGCCACCUGCUAUGCCAUGUUCAUCGGCCAUGCCACCGCUCUCAUACAGUCCCUGGACUCCUCAAGACGACAGUACCAGGAGAAAUAUAAGCAGGUGGAGCAGUACAUGUCGUUCCAUAAGCUCCCUGCAGAUGUCCGUCAGAGGAUUCAUGAGUACUACGAGCAUCGCUUCCAGGGCAAGAUGUUUGACGAGGAGAACAUACUGGGUGAACUCAGCGAACCACUAAAGGAGGCGAUAGUUAGCUUUAACUGCCGUAGCCUGGUGGCUCACAUGCCGCUGUUUGCUAACGCGGACCCUAACUUUGUGACGGCAGUGCUGACCAAGCUUCGCUUCGAGGUGUUUCAGCCCAAUGACUUCAUCAUCCGUGAGGGCACGGUGGGACGCAAGAUGUACUUCAUUCAACACGGACGAGUCGGCAUACUCACCCGCGGAAACAAGGAGACCAAACUCAGUGACGGGUCCUACUUUGGGGAGAUCUGUCUGUUGACUCGGGGCCGGAGGACGGCGAGCGUCAGAGCAGAUACAUACUGUCGUCUCUACUCCCUCAGUGUGGACAGCUUCAACGAGGUCCUGGAGGAACACCCUAUGAUGAGGCGGGCCUUCGAGACGGUGGCCGUCGACCGGUUGGACCGCAUCGGUAGGAAGAACUCUAUCCUGAUGAGGAAGCCGUCCCAGGCGGGUUCCAUGGCGGGGGGCAGCGGUUUGGGGCGUGGGGGUCGAGGAGGAGGGGGGGCAGGGCUAGGCAUGGGGGGGCUGGGCUCCUGUGACAGCAUGCUGGUUCAGCAGAUCGUUAAACACGACAGCAUGCCAGCCAUGCAGGAGGCCAUCGCUGCUGCCGCUGCAGGAAGGGGAGGGGCCACGGGAGGAAGUGGUACGGUCUCCCCUAGGCCCCACCCACUGAUCUGGGCUCCACUGAUCCACGCUCCGCUCCAGACGGCGGCCGCUACGACUAACGUGGCCAUCGCCCUCAUGCACCAGCAGCAGCAGCAACAGCAGCUUCAACAUCAGCUACAGCAGCAACAUGCGCUAGGAGGCGCUAUAUUCCUCCCCUCCAUCUCUCCAUCGUCCUCCGUCUCCUUCCCCCUCUCCCCCCCGCGGCCCCCUGUCCUGCAGCCCCUGCGCCCCUCUGUGAGUUCCCUCAUUGGGAUGAUGGGGGUAGGAGGGAUGGGGGGGCUGUCCCCUAGAGGGGGGUUUCCUGCCUUCCCCUCCCCCUCGCCCUUCCCCAUGGCCCCCCCGGGAGGUGUGAUAUCACCCCCUGUUACUCAAACCCCACCCACACCGGCCUCCUCUGUCUCCACGUCGGUCCAAUUAGGAAAGACCCUGCACUACAGUCUCCGCCUCCACCCGGAACACUCUUCAGUGAUGGGUGGAACCCCAGGAAUCCCCAAGGUAGGAGGGGCCACCACACCCCAUCUGUUCUACCACGUGAAUCCAACUGCAGCCACCAGUGUCAUGUCAGACACUUGCAGUUCCAUGGCUGGCCAGCAUGGAGCCAAGGAGGCGCUAUUGCGUCAUGGAGGCAGCAGCAACCAGGGCCUGCCUGCACUUGGGAGGCUCACCCAGGAGGCCAGGCUCCUCUCUGCCUCGCAGCCCACCCUGCCUCAUCGAUCCUGGGCAAGCAUGCAGCCUCACCCCCCUCUCCAGCGGAAGGCCUCUGGAGGUAACCUGCUGCCAGCCUCGUUCCUGGCUGGGACGCAGCUAGCCAGGGGUGGCAGUGUGGGGGUGUUGACUACUCCCCUACCAGUACAAGUCCCAGCACAACGGUUACAGAUGCCCCCCUUCAAUGCACAGAUACAAGCACAUAACCUGGGCUCUAUACAGCCCCUCCCUGAUCCUGCCUCUACACACUGCCCUGCACACACACACACAGCCACACACACACAUCCUGUCGCUGUACCUGCAUCCACACCCACAUCAGCUUCUCCCCUGGCCUCCUACACUUCCUCCCCCAAACAAACCCCCCUCUCCUCUGCCACCCCCUCCCCUGCUCCAGCUCCUUUCUCCCUCAUCCCAGCCCUGCCACUAACCCCUCGCCCCAAACUCACCCCUACACCCCCAUCUCGCUCCUCCUCUCCUCCCCCCUGCUCCAUCCCUCCCUCUGCCGGAACUACUCCACUCACCUCAACCCCUCGCCCCAAACUCACCCCUACACCCCCAUCUCGCUCCUCCUCUCCUCCCCCCUGCUCCAUCCCUCCCUCUGCCGUAACUACUCCACUCACCUCAACCCCUCGCCCCAAACCCACCCCUACACCCCCAUCUCGCUCCUCCUCUCCUCCCCCCUGCUCCAUCCCUCCCUCUGCCGUAACUACUCCACUCACCUCAACCCCUCGCCCCAAACUCACCCCUACACCCCCAUCUCGCUCCUCCUCUCCUCCCCCCUGCUCCAUCCCUCCCUCUGCCGGAACUACUCCACUCACCUCAACCCCUCGCCCCAAACCCACCCCUACACCCCCAUCUCGCUCCUCCUCUCCUCCCCCCUGCUCCAUCCCUCCCUCUGCCGGAACUACUCCACUCACCUCAACCCCUCGCCCCAAACCCACCUCUACACCCCCAUCUCGCUCCUCCUCUCCUCCCCCCUGCUCCAUCCCUCCCUCUGCCGGAACUACUCCACUCACCUCAACCCCUCGCCCAACCCCUCGCCCCAUACCCACCCCUACACCCCCAUCUCGCUCCUCCUCUCCUCCCCCCCGCUCCAUCCCUCCCUCUAGCCCCCUAAUCAAGUCCUCCCCUACACCCCCCUCCCCUUACCCUCUAUCUGGGCCCACCCCUACCCCCUCUAAAGCCUUUACCCCUAUCCAGACUCAGCCAAACCCUAACUGCAACCCCUACCCCAGCCUCCACUCCCACCCCAGCCCCCACCCCAGCCUCCACUCCCACCCCAGCCCCCACCCCAGCCUCCACUCCCACCCCAGCCUCCACUCCCAACCCAGCCUCAACUCCCACCCCAGCCUCCACUCCCACCCUAGCUCCAACCUCAACCUUGAUUCCCACCCCUUCUUCCAGUAA